AUGCAGACUGCCGCUGCAAAACCAACUUUUUGGGUUCUUGUGACACCCGAACAAGCAACGCGCUUAACCGAUUCAGAUAACAUAACGAUGCUCGAGUUCUGGAAAGGUCCCGCGUGGCUCAAAACCAGAGGCACUGAAGGCGACGACCGAUGUGCUCUGCUACCGAAGAAUGAAUACUCAGCCAGACUACCGUGGCAGCCUUCGUACGCUCAUCCACAGAAGACUUCAAGGUCCCCGUCAGGGCUUGAAGAACGCUACAUCCGGGUUGGAAUUGGGGGUGCUGGGAAUAAGCGCAAGUCCUGCUCUCCUUUCCUAACUGCACUUCAAGCAUUGUCUGACUGGAUUGAAUCGGCAGAGUUUGGAUGCGUGAUGGCCGCGUAG
Messenger RNA from Aspergillus wentii DTO 134E9, 381 nucleotides. RefSeq lists its product as uncharacterized. Bases 1 to 381 code for a protein of 126 amino acids. The transcript is spliced from 3 exons. The record is from RefSeq and is a predicted model, not a curated record. Lineage: Eukaryota; Fungi; Ascomycota; Eurotiomycetes; Eurotiales; Aspergillaceae.